UUUUCAGCGGGGACCUGAUGAGCUUCUUCCUUCUGGCAUCAUUAACGGACCUUUUACCAUGAACAAUUCUGCUCUUACAGGCUUUCUUAGAAAUGGCGUCUGAGGAAGCUGCUGUUACUAUGGUGAAUUAUUAUACUCCUUUUACUCCUCACCUUCGAAGCCAGCCUGUUUUUAUUCAGUAUUCCAAUCACAGAGAACUUAAGACUGACAAUCUUCCUAAUCAAGCUAGAGCCCAAGCUGCACUGCAGGCUGUCAGUGCUGUCCAGUCAGGAAGUCUGGCCCUUCCUGGAGCUCCUUCCAGUGAAGGCACAGUUCUACCUGGGCAGAGCCCUGUGCUCCGAAUAAUUAUUGAAAACCUCUUUUACCCUGUUACUUUGGAAGUUCUUCAUCAGAUAUUUUCUAAAUUUGGCACAGUCUUGAAGAUUAUCACCUUUACAAAGAAUAAUCAGUUUCAGGCCUUGCUUCAGUAUGCUGACCCAGUGAAUGCACAUUAUGCCAAAAUGGCUCUGGAUGGCCAGAAUAUCUAUAAUGCAUGCUGCACUCUGCGUAUUGACUUCUCCAAGCUCACCAGCCUUAAUGUGAAAUAUAAUAAUGACAAAAGCAGAGACUUCACUCGCUUAGACCUUCCUACUGGUGAUGGCCAGCCAUCCCUUGAACCCCCUAUGGCUGCUGCUUUUGGUGCACCAGGUAUAAUUUCUUCACCAUAUGCGGGGGCUGCUGGAUUUGCCCCAGCCAUUGGAUUUCCUCAAGCUACAGGUCUAUCAGUCCCAGCUGUUCCUGGAGCUCUUGGUCCUCUCACAGUCACCUCCUCUGCUGUCACUGGAAGGAUGGCCAUUCCUGGAGCUAGUGGUAUACCAGGAAAUUCUGUUCUACUUGUCACCAAUCUCAAUCCUGAUCUUAUCACACCACAUGGGCUUUUUAUCCUAUUUGGAGUGUAUGGUGAUGUACAUCGAGUGAAGAUUAUGUUUAAUAAGAAAGAAAAUGCCUUGGUUCAGAUGGCAGAUGCAAAUCAAGCUCAGCUAGCAAUGAACCAUCUAAGUGGUCAGAGACUUUAUGGAAAAGUACUUCGUGCGACCCUGUCUAAACAUCAAGCAGUUCAACUUCCUCGAGAGGGACAAGAAGACCAAGGUCUGACUAAGGAUUUCAGCAAUAGUCCUUUGCAUCGUUUUAAAAAACCUGGCUCUAAAAACUUCCAGAAUAUCUUUCCACCAUCAGCCACUCUGCAUCUUUCCAACAUUCCCCCUUCUGUUACAAUGGAUGCUUUGAAGAACCUUUUCAUAGAAGCUGGAUGUUCAGUGAAGGCUUUUAAAUUCUUUCAGAAAGAUCGCAAAAUGGCGCUCAUUCAGUUGGGAUCUGUGGAAGAAGCAAUCCAGGCCCUCAUUGAGCUUCAUAACCAUGACCUAGGAGAAAAUCAUCACCUCAGAGUUUCCUUCUCAAAAUCUACAAUCUGACUUUUCUGUGAAUUUUUCUCCUAAAACUGGACCAUAAUUUUAGUAAAACCUUCAGACAUAGACUGAAGCAGCUCAAGACCAAUUCUGCCUCUUUCACAAAAAUAACUUUCUGAGUUUGAUAUUUAAGUAUAUUCAAAAAAUCAGGAGACAUUCUUUUUUUCCCCUGCCAGUAUGUGAUCAAAGUUUUGUUUUUUCUUUGUACCAUGGUUUCUAUGAAAAUAACCUGCAGGAAAAAAUAUUUUUUCAAUAAUUUACCUCCCUGUAUUAAAUUAGAUUUUGAGAGAAUGAAAUUUCUUUAAGUUUGGGUCCAGAUCAGCCUUAUACAACAUUUCUAAACUCCUUUGUACUUUGAAAAAUGUAAACAUAUGGACUUAUUACUUAAUGUAAGUAUGGCCAAGUUUUUAGCUUAAUGAUUCAGAAGUUUGACCCCUGUAGGAAAUUAUGUUCAGUUAUAAAUUACAUCAAAUAUUUGCCAUAUAUUGAUGGUUAAUAUACAUAAACACAUUGAGUUGCACUGGAAGCAGUUUUAUAAACUUGCAUGUUUUCUUUCAAUGAUAUCUUUUUUCUCACUAUUAGACACUCCUUUGAAUAAUACCUGUCUUUUAGCUUUUUAAGGCUAUUUGGAAAAAUGAAGUGUCUUGACUCUCCCCAGGGAAAUGAAGUGGAAUCCAACCAGGAUCUGUUAAGAUGUCAAAAUAAUUAAUAAUUUUAUUAGGAAAAAUCCCAUUUUAAAUUUCAGAAUAACACAUCAUAGUAUAAUAUCACCGUGGAAAAUUUUAAAAGAAAAAUAAUUCUACUUAUAAACUACUUUUUUAUAAUUGUUUUCAGGAAAAAAAGUUUACAGUCUUAAGGAAAAUAUUCAGGUCUAUCAUAUGGUUUGACAGAUUUUUUAAAAGUUAUUUUUGGUAAGGUCUUCUUUUAGAAAAAAUUAAUCUCAAGGGGUUUUUGUACCACUAUAAUCUCUAAUACUUAUUCAGAAUUACUGUGUAUUUACUUAAUUUCUUAUUAUGUGCCUUAUUAUGUGCUUAAGAUACAGUAGGUUAGAGUUUUAUCUAAAUAUCUUGAAAGCUAUAUUGUGGACUUGGUGAGUGUUUUUUUUUUUUCUUUCCCUGUUUUGGUAAGAAUUUAAAAGUUUUUUUCAUUGCAGUUUUAAGUGGUUUCUUAUAACUAAUGGUUUUUAUUCAAAUUUUGGUGCUUCAGUGCAGAGAUGAGAAGGAGUGAAUGAUUUGGGGAAUUACUCAGUGCACACUUGUAGGCCUCUUUACGUUGUGACUGAUAAGUUAUUGCCAGUUUUUGCAUACUAGUUUGGGGAUAUACAAUGCAGUCUUAGUUUCAUCUUCAUCACCCAUCAGAAUUUGUCUCAGGAUUACUUGGUUUUUCUCAAUACUCAAGUGAAAACUUGCUUUUCUUUGUUAAUGUAACUUCAUUACUGAGUGCCCACAUGUUUAGAGUGUGAGAAGA
Molecule: messenger RNA, 2912 nt
Organism: Galeopterus variegatus (Sunda flying lemur)
Lineage: Eukaryota; Metazoa; Chordata; Mammalia; Dermoptera; Cynocephalidae
Gene: PTBP3
Product: polypyrimidine tract binding protein 3
Exons: 12
Coding region: 93-1451 (452 amino acids)
Biological process (GO): mRNA processing; regulation of RNA splicing
Cellular component (GO): nucleus
Molecular function (GO): mRNA binding
Source: RefSeq, a predicted model, not a curated record